Molecule: messenger RNA, 1619 nt
Organism: Pogonomyrmex barbatus (red harvester ant)
Lineage: Eukaryota; Metazoa; Arthropoda; Insecta; Hymenoptera; Formicidae
Product: F-box only protein 44
Biological process (GO): SCF-dependent proteasomal ubiquitin-dependent protein catabolic process; glycoprotein catabolic process; ERAD pathway
Cellular component (GO): SCF ubiquitin ligase complex; cytoplasm
Molecular function (GO): ubiquitin protein ligase activity; protein binding
Source: RefSeq, a predicted model, not a curated record
CGUGUUGUAUACAUCCAACAGUCAUAAUAACGAAGUUAAAUCGCGUCAUCGAACAUUUUCGCAGAAAUGAGCGAAUGUCGUUAAUGCGAGUCACGUGUUCCAGAAGCGAAAUGGGAUUCGCGCCCGUCAAUUGCGAAUUCAGACUAUCUUCCGUCAUGACUCAAACUAUACAUAUAUUUAUUGAUUCACGUCACCAUAUCUGAAGGCUUGAGAGAUCUUUAGAAAAAUAUGCAAUAAAUGCUCGAGCGACACAAGCCCUUAUGUGCAAUCGUGCGCGGGAAAAUCUCUCGCUUUGUUUCUAUUGGAAUUCUGUCACGCCGCUUCUGUCACGGAUCGAGCGCGAUGUCAACUGUUACGUAUAAUAAACAUGUGUCACGUAUUGUGUCACGUAUAAUAAACAUACGUUUAUCUGUCUAACGAACAUUAACGAUAAAAUGAUAAAACGCUUCUUCGACUUGAUAUUAGGUGUUGUGUAAACAACGUCGGUGACGUGUAGUGUCAUGACAUAUGUCGAUGUUAAUAGAUGAUGGGACAGUUCAUCACUACUCCUUGGAUUUCGACUUCACCAACUUCACGCGUCAUGUUCGAUGUAGAGGGUGACAACGGCUUGAUGUUGUACAAUCGGUACCUGCCGGUCGAAUUGCUGGUAGAGAUCUUUUGCCGCGCCGAUUGUAAAACUCUGCUGACAUGCCAAUUGGUAUGUAAACGCUGGCAGAUGAUGAUACAGAAAUACGUCUGGCACAAAAAGGCGGAACAGACACUGGGCAAAGCAUUUCCAUGGCACGAAGAUGUACCCUGGUCUGUAUUCUAUUUCAUAUGCAAGAAGCAGCCAUAUGAGAGAAAUUUGAUGAAGAAUCAUUCUGGUAUGGAAGGUAUGGAUUAUUGGACAAUAACUUAUAACAGUGGUGAUUGUUGGACAGUUGAGGAACCACCUGCUGGUGUACCAGAAUUGCCGACUACCGAACUAAUGUUUAAAGAAAGACAUACUUGUUUUACAACAUCCUUUCACACUUGUAUCAAAGAACAAAGUGUAGAUCUAGUGGCUGAGGGUAUUCAUCCAUAUGUCCUAGAUACCAUGCAACCAUCCAUAACGGUGAGUGAAUGGUAUAGUUGUCGAUGGGACUGUCCAGCAAUAUAUCAAUUGAAAGUUAGAUUGUUAAAAGAUGAGAAAGAUACAGAAGUAUUGGAUGAGUUUCAAUUCCAUGACAUUCUGGAGGGAGACAAGCAGAAUAAAUGGCUUCACGUUUCACAUGUAUUCAAAAAUUAUGGAUCUGGUGUCAGAGUUAUUACCUUCGAACAUGGUGGAAAGGAUAGAUCAUAUUGGGCAGGACAUUAUGGCAGUAAAAUGGCCGGAGCAUGCAUUUUUAUAGAAGUUCCAUCAAAUAAUUUUACUUGUGACAACGAAGAUUUACUAAAACAAUCAAAAGAAAGGUCAACCAAAAGGUUACCGGAAGUUACUAAAGUUAUUUUAUGAGACUCUCUUUCUACUUUUCUAAAACAAAAUUUAUAUGAUAAAACAACGAUUGUUGAUUGAAUAAGAUUGAGUGAUAUAAAGUUUAAGUUUAUAAAAUUUGUAAAUAUAUUAACUUGUUAUACUACUUAAUGAAAACUUUACUAUA